Molecule: messenger RNA, 4700 nt
Organism: Heteronotia binoei (common prickly gecko)
Lineage: Eukaryota; Metazoa; Chordata; Lepidosauria; Squamata; Gekkonidae
Gene: FANCI
Product: FA complementation group I
Exons: 38
Coding region: 89-4093 (1334 amino acids)
Biological process (GO): DNA repair
Molecular function (GO): DNA polymerase binding
Source: RefSeq, a predicted model, not a curated record
AGGGAAGGAAGGAAGGAAGGGGCUGAGGAGGAGAGAAGCUGGUAGGAUCACAAUCAAAAUUAGCUCUUUUUUUGUUAACUGAGCUGUAAUGGAUAAAAAAAUCCUGGCUUUAGCAGCGGAAGAAAAAACAGAGCAGCUUCAGGCAUGCCUACAGAACAUGAAUGAAGAAGAGUUGAGAGACCUGGUUAUCAAGCAGGCCUUGAGAGGGAAAGAAAUUGGUGCUCUUCUGAGAGGAAUCUUCAAAGGGUCUCCUUGCUCUCAACAGAGUUGCGUCAUCAGAAGAAUCAGCAUUUACAAACAUGGUGUCCAGCUGGUAGAAUCUGGUGACCUGCAUGUGGAAGUAGCAUCUGAGAUUAUAGGGCUGCUGAUGCUAGAGGUCCACCAGCUGCCAGGCCCUGCAUUGGUUGACUUGGCCACUUUGUUUCUUGAAGCAGUCCGAGGAGGCAGCCUGCUAAGCGGCAAAUCUUUAGAGUUGCUACCGACAGUAUUGACUGCGCUGGCUACUUCAAAAGAGAUCCUGAUUUAUGGCAAAGGUGAGCUGAGUGGGGGAGAGCUGAAGAAACAGCUGAUCAAUACACUGUGCUCCAGCAGGUGGAGCCAUCAGUGUGUGAUCCAUCUCACCUCCAUGUUCAGGGAUGUCCCACUGAGUGGGGAAGAGCUGCAAUUUGUGGUGGAAAAGGUACUAAGGAUGUUGCCUAAGGUGGAUCUCCAAGAAAUCCCUCCUCUGGUCUACCAGCUGCUGCUGCUUUCUGCAAAGGGCAGCAAGAAAAACAUUUUGGAAGGAUUAAUCAACUUUUUCAACCAGGUAGAUCAAAAGCAGAAAGAAGAGCAGAGAGAUUCACAGUCCGUGGACCUUGAAGAAGCUACGGUGCCCUUAGAUCAACUCCGCCAUGUGGAAGGCACAGUUGUUCUGCAUAUUGUGCUAGCCAUUAAUCUGGACCAGGAUUUGGGCAAGGAGCUGCUAAAAUACUUAAAGUCUGAGCAGCACAGAGAUCCUGGCAAAGCCCUCUGUCCCUUCAGUGUGACCGUUCUGCUGUCAAUGGCCAGAAUACACCGAUUUCAGGAGCAGGUCUUUGACUUCCUGAAAACAUCAAUUAUGAAAUGCUUCAAGGACCUGCAGUUCAUUCAGGGUUCCAAAUUCUUGCAGGACUUGGUUCCUCCACACUGCAGUGUAUCAGUCACAGUUUUAGAAGUCGUGGCAAACAGUGUGUUUGGUUGGGAUCAUGUUACUCAAGGCCUGGUGGAUUUUGGUUUCAUCCUGCUGGACUCUUAUGGGCCAAAGAAAUUUUUUGGAAGCAAAGUCAUGGAAAUUACUACCAGCCUUUCCACAACUCCGACCCAUAAAGUGUGCAGUCUGGGAGCCAAUAUGCUGCUGGAAACCUUCAAGGUCCAUGAACCAAUCAGGAGGGAGAUCCUGGAGCAGGUCCUCAACAGAGUUGUCAUCCAUGCUGGCUCUCCCAUCAGCCACUUCAUAGAUUUGCUGUCCAGCAUCAUCUCCUAUGCUCCCCUCGUCCUUCAGAAUUCUUCGUCCAAAAUCACAGAGGUCUUCGAUCAGCUGUCUUUUCUUCCUCUUGCAACAGUGCAGGGUCUCCUGAAGGCUGUGCAGCCCCUGCUCAAAAUAAGCAUGCCCAUGAGGGACUCCCUUAUCCUUGUUCUUCGCAAAUCAAUGUUUUCAGGGCAGCUGGAUGCUCGUAAGUCAGCAGUUGCUGGGUUUUUGCUUCUAUUGAAGAAUUUCAAGAUUAUGGGCAGCUUGACUUCCUCCUACUGCAGCCAAGCAAUUGGUGCAAGUCAGGUCCAGGUGGAUGUUCACUCCCAGUAUAACUCAGUGGCUAAUGAGGCCUUUUGCCUCGAAAUCCUAGGCAGCCUGAGGCGAUGUUUAAGUCAGCAGGCUGAUGUCAGAGUCAUCCUGUAUGAGGGUUUUUAUGAUGUCCUGCGUAGGAAUUCCCAGCUGAGUAAUUCUGUUCUGAAGACGCUGCUAUGUCAGAUAAAACGAUAUUAUGAACCUGAACCGGACCUGUUGCCCCCAUUAAAGCUAGAAGGGUGCAUCUUGGCUCAGCGAGACCAAAUCUUUCUGCAAGAACCUUUGGUUCACCUCCUCUGCUGCAUCCAACACUGCCUGUCUUGGUAUAAAAACACUUCAGUCCUCCGCCAACAGGCUGAUGAGGAGGAGGAGGACAAUGAAGAAGAGGUUGGGUUCCACCAAGAGUUGGGUGAGAUGUUGGUGUCCAUCACACGGCGAAUGAUCAAGAGUGAACUGGAAGAUUUUGAACUGGAUAAAUCAGCGGAUUUUUCUCAGACUACUGGAGUGGGCGUGAAGAACAAUAUUUAUGCCAUUUUGGUGAUGGGGGUCUGUGAAGUCUUGAUCGAGUACAAUUUUAGCACAGGUAACUUCAGCAAGAGCACAUCAGAAGACGUUUUGGGCCUGUUCAAGUGCUACACCAGUCUUAGUGACAUCCUGAAAGAGAAAGGUGGAAGGAACAAGUCCUCAUCAGCAAAUAAAAUGGCCCGAAGCUUCCUUUCUAUGGGCUUCAUCUCCACCUUGCUCACAAGUCUCUUCAGGGACUGUUCUCAGAACCACGAGGAGAGCUUGGCCAUACUACGUGUCAGCAACGACUUCCUACGCUAUGCUGUCAGCGUGGCACUGCAGAAGGUGCAACAGUUGGAGGAGACAGGGCAGACAGAUGGGCCAGAUGGGCAGAACCAAGAGAAGAUUUUCCAAAACCUUUGCAAAAUCACUCGAGUCCUGCUCUGGAGGUAUACUUCGAUCCCAACUGCUGCUGAAGAAUCGGGGAAAAAGGAGAAAAGCAAGAGCAUCUCAUUGCUGUGCUUGGAGGGCUUGCUGCGGAUCUUUAACACAAUGCAACUUCGUUAUCAGCCAAAGCUCCCUCAGUUUCUACAGGCCUUGGAUCCUGCCGACGAAGAUGGAGAAGAGGAGGCAGCAGACAUUAACGUUACCGCGAAGACUGGAUUCCUGAUCCGACAGUUUCAGAGGUCACUUGUGAAUCAGCUCAGCCACACUGAGGAUGACUUCAAUAGCAAGGAAGCCCUUUGGCUGAUCUCCAUUCUUACGACCCUUUCCAAGUUGCUGGAGCCUUCCUCCCAACAGUAUGUGCAGUUGUUAUCUUGGACAGUCAAGAUCUGCAAGGAAACCAGCUUGGAAGAUGCUCAGUGCUGUAGAGGGCUGCUCACCCUGCUCUUCAGUCUGCAUGCUCUCAUCAAGAGCCCUGUCAGCCUACUGUGUGAGCUUGCCCGGGAUAUCCAUGCUCAGCUUGGGGACAUAGACCAGGGACUUGAAUUGGAGCACCAGUCUCACUUCGCAGUUGUGAACACCAAGACAGCAGCUCCUACAGCUUGUUUGCUUGUUUUGGGCCAAGCAGAGAAGGUCCUUGAAGAGGUGGACUGGCUGAUCAAUAAAAUGAAGAACCAUUUGGGGUCGGAGGCAGCAGAAGAUUCUUCCCAAGCAGCCAGUGCAGCACAGCUGCUGGAAAAGGCAAUCAUCCUUCAGCUGGGGACUUUGCUGACCUUGUACCAUGAGCUGGUACAAACAGCUCUGGCGGCUGGGAGCUGCGUGGAUGCCUUGCUCAGGAGUGUCUGCAAGAUGUACACCAUCCUCACCUCCCUCAUCAAAUAUUAUCUCCAAGUUUGCCGCAGCACAAGUGGGGGGAUUCCAGGGCGGCUGGAAAAGCUGGUUAGGCUGUCAGGUUCCCAUUUAACUCCACAGUGUUACGCUUUCAUCACAUAUGUACAGAGUGAAACCUCAGCUGUUGCAGAAGAAAAGAAAAAAAAGAAGUUGACAGCAGAGGGGUCCACUGUCAUGGCCAAAGUGCUGCGGGAGACCAAACCAAUUCCAAACUUGAUUUUUGCCAUAGAGCAAUAUGAGAAUUUCCUGAUUCAUCUCUCAAAAAAGUCAAAGGUCAACCUGAUGCAGUACAUGAAACUGAGCACCUCCAGAGACUUCCGAAUCAAUAUGUCUACCCUAGAGAGUGCCCUGGAAGAACAGGAUGCUGAAAAUGAGUCAGAUGAUGACCAGAGCAGUGCAUCGGCGCAGCCCAAUGACAGCCAGGAGCCCAAAAAGAAGAGACGAAAGAAAUGAGAACUGACCUAUUUAUGCCCAGCCAGGUUUUGUGGACAAAGAAUGCUUCCAUUAACACCUGCUUUUCUGCAAGAGUCUUUUUGAAGCAACUGCUCAUCCCUGAAUGCUGCAGAAGAAUGGCCUGCGUCUAUUGCCACAGGGCUCCGUGUCAGAUAAGCUGCCUUUGGAGCCACAGCUUGUCAGCACCGCCAUACUCUGGCUUAUGAUUGCCUCUCCAAGAAGUAAGGCAAGGCCAGGCUCCUCAAGAGACAGCUUCUGGGAAGAUUCCGGAAUCUCAAAACUUAUUUUCCUUUCUCCAGCAAGCCUUUGGUUAUUUUAAGAAGUUGAUAUAUAUCCAGAGCUUCACCUGAAAGAAAGGGUAGAGUGUGCAAAAUACAUCAGAUCCUCUUGCCCCCCCCCCUCUCUGGUGCCUCAAAACUGAGCUUUUAGUCAGGUAGAGGUUUUCUACUAUAUGUGCUCAUACUCUGUUCAGCGGCUCCUGAUAAAAUUCUUAGGGGACCAAAGGAUGUUCCCCAAACCAGGACCUAUUAAUUAUCCUUUUACAAAACUGCACUUUGCCUUCGUUUAAAAGGGGUCUUGUGGGAACUUAAUUUAAUAAAAUACACAA